Molecule: messenger RNA, 1652 nt
Organism: Diorhabda carinulata
Lineage: Eukaryota; Metazoa; Arthropoda; Insecta; Coleoptera; Chrysomelidae
Exons: 3
Coding region: 552-986 (144 amino acids)
Biological process (GO): regulation of synaptic transmission, cholinergic; positive regulation of voltage-gated potassium channel activity; sleep
Source: RefSeq, a predicted model, not a curated record
CGCAAGAAUUAAUAGUAAAUCAUUUUUAAUAGUAAAAUAUGCGGUUGAUAUAAAAUUUUGGCCUAGUUUUAUCCUGACUACGUCAACGGGAAGAGUGUAAUUAAUAAUCUUUAUUGGUGAUAUUUUCAUGCUUAUAUUCAAAAUUUCAACAUUCAAAACAAUGUUUAAUCUUGACCCAGUUUCCUCCGACGUUUUACCUGAUUUUUAUUGUCAAUAAUUUAAGAGAUAUUUUCAUAAUCAAACACUCAUCCAAUAAUAAUUUCCUGUUGUGAAACCGUCUAAAUUAGACUAAACGUUUUAUUAUAUACCAAAUGUUUGCAGAUAUAUUAAACAAGGUAUAAAAUUUUUAUUUCAAGACCUCCUUUGGAAAUUUAAGUACCAUAUUUUACGUUCCUUAUUGGGUCAGAAAGUAAAUAACACUUGUGGAACUUGUUAGUAUUUUAGUGGAAUUUGUAUGAAUACAGCUAAUUUUGGUAGUUGAGUUAAUCAAAAAAUCGAACUAUAAUAUUUUAUUUAUUUCAAAUAAAUAUUUUCAUACAUUAAUAGUGGCAAUGACGAGAUAUAUUUGGUUAUUUUCCAUAUUGUGGCUUGGAUCUAUUAAUUCAGGCUUGUGUCUUCGAUGCUAUGAAUGUGUAUCAAGAUUGGGUCCAGCGGAUACAGAUGCUUGCUUAACUGGAGAUCGCAACCAACUUCCCAGAGUACGAUGUAUAGGACCGUCAGUAUGUGCUACUUAUCAUUAUCAAAGUACAAUACCAGGAACACCUACAAUAAAUCAUGUUACAAGAGGAUGUCAAUUACUACGUUACGGAGGUAGCUGUGAAGAUAUUUUCAAUGAUUUAAGAUCAAGAGGAGAAGUACUCCCAGGGCAACAUACAUGUGCAACAUGCAGUGGAGAUCUCUGUAAUUCUACAACGUCUCUUAAGGCUUUGUGUUCCUUAAUUUCAAUUUGUAUUUUCAGUAGUUUUUAUUUCUCACUUUUGAGAUAAAAUUUGAAAGUACUCUUGUAAUUUUUUGUAACAGAUUACUGCCAGUUUCACAAAGAUGAAUGAACUUUCUUCAAACUACUUUGUACUCCUUUUCCACAAACCCAGUUUUUUUUGAUAAUGCUCACAUUAAUCUUAGUACCUCCAAUAUUUGAUGCUCAUAUUCGCUGAAAAUUUUGUUUCGAUCUUUUCAUUUGAUCAUAAUUUUUUGAGUGAUUAUUCACCUCGCUCACUCUUUAUUUAGUUUUAUACCAUUUUUUCUCAAUGAAUUCAUAACAAGCUUCCCUGUUGUCAUUAUUAUUCUUAACUUUGUUUUAUUUAUAUUUCCUUUGUUAUAAGUAUCUUCAUUUUACUAGAGUCAUUGACAAGAGUAUAUCUUGUCAAUGCCUAUAAGUUGUUUUAUAUUUUUACAUGUUCAAUGUUGUUUCGUUGUUGACAUAUAUAUUGGAUGUUUGUUAAUUUUUAGUCUCACUUUUUGCUUUAAUGUAAUUAAUUGCUUGAAUCCUAGUACUUUAUAUUUGCCGCAAACUCUUUACUAUGAAAUUAAUUUUUAAUCUUUUAUUUAUUCCACGAAUCACUACCAUGGAGAAACGUUUAUCAGAAGUACAAAUAUAUAAGGUCUGAAAACAUACAAACACUAUAUUAUACUUUUUUAUUAUGUUUAACCCC